ACAAGUGUCUUUGCAAACAGCAAACCCUAUUCUUCCUUCUAUAUAUAAUAUGGACGAAUCCCAGAACCUCCUUACCUUCACAUUAUAUAUUUAUAAUAAUAACAAUGGAGAUGAAGUUGUUCAAGCUCUUCUUUGUGCUGCUCUUCCUCUUGGCUUCUCAAGAGAUGGUGGUGCCUGGGGAGGCAAGGGUUUGUCUGUCACCGAGCCACAAGUUUCACGGGACUUGCGUUAGAGGGCACAACUGUGCAGAGAUUUGUAGGACUGAAGGCUUCAGUGGAGGCGACUGCCAUGGAUUCCGUCGCCGCUGCAUGUGCUCUAGGCGCUGUUAGAUAUAUAUUUAUAUAAUAAUUGUGAAAAUAAAAGAAUUAAUGUUCUUCCCUGUAUAAGGGGGAAUAUUAUAUUUUAUUAUUAUUAUAUAUCAUGCAUGCUGAUUAUGUAUUGAUAAAUGA
This is a messenger RNA of Tripterygium wilfordii, 449 nucleotides long. Its product is annotated as defensin-like protein 1. Lineage: Eukaryota; Viridiplantae; Streptophyta; Magnoliopsida; Celastrales; Celastraceae. Bases 105 to 329 code for a protein of 74 amino acids. Gene Ontology annotation, biological process: defense response. The transcript is spliced from 2 exons. The record is from RefSeq and is a predicted model, not a curated record.